AUGUUUGUUUCUCUAUUAAAACAUUUAGUUCCAGCAAUACCUUGCGAUCCAUUAACUUGUAUUUUACCAAAAUGCAGAUGCGCCGGAACCGACACUCCUGGUGGUUUAACAAAAGAUAACACACCACAAAUUGUAAUGUUUACAAUGGAUGACGGAAUAACUCAAAAUAACUUUCAGUUGUAUCAAGAUUUGCUCUCUGGAUUAAUAAAUUUCAACGGGUGUCCCGCCAAAGCGACCUUCUUUUUAUCAGGGGACAACACUGAUUAUAGUCUGGUAAAGAUUCUGCAAACUCAGGGUCAUGAAAUUGGUGAUCAUUCAGUGACACACAGGUUCCCUGUUAAUUGGUGGAUUCAAAAUUCGUACAGUGAUCUUGAAUUUGAAGUUAUCAAUCAAAGAAAAGCCAUUGAAGAAAUGGUUGGUGUAACAACGCGUGGAUGGAGAACUCCAUUCCUUGCAAGUACAGAAAACGUGUUUAGUGUAUUAGCUGAUAACAACUUCUUAUAUGAUAGUUCAUUGGGUACAUAUCCCAGAACAAGAUGGUGGCCGUAUACUUUGGAUUAUUUACCUUCUUUAAACUGUUACAUGCUAAACUGUCCAUCAAAUUCAUAUCCAGGUUUGUGGGAGAUUCCAUUAGUUCCUUGGCAAUGUAAUGCCACGGAAGAAAUUUUUGGAACAAUGAUCGAUGAGUGCAAAGAUCCCGGAGACGAGGAAAGCGUUUAUGAAAUGAUUAUGCGCAAUUUUAGAUUGCACUAUGAAGAUAACAAGCAACCAUUUCCAAUAUUUGGACAUUCUUCAUGGUUUGACAGCGCACCCUAUAAAAAAUCCGCUCUAAUCAGAUUUAUGAAUGAAGUUGUAAAAUUCAAUGAUGUAUUUUUUGUAUCUGCUCAAGAUGCAGUUCAAUGGACUCAAUCGCCAAUUGGUCUUGAUCGGAAUCCGUUUUCUUGUCCUCAAAGUAUAGCUACAAAAUGACUUGACGUUAUAAAAAUUUGUUUUUAAUCAUUAAUGGAAAA
This is a messenger RNA of Hydra vulgaris (swiftwater hydra), 1010 nucleotides long. Its product is annotated as chitin deacetylase 8-like. The record is from RefSeq and is a predicted model, not a curated record. Lineage: Eukaryota; Metazoa; Cnidaria; Hydrozoa; Anthoathecata; Hydridae. Gene Ontology annotation, molecular function: hydrolase activity, acting on carbon-nitrogen (but not peptide) bonds. Gene Ontology annotation, biological process: carbohydrate metabolic process.